Porites lobata is the source of this 437-nucleotide messenger RNA. Lineage: Eukaryota; Metazoa; Cnidaria; Anthozoa; Scleractinia; Poritidae. The record is from the annotation of a GenBank genome assembly.
AUGACUGAUGGACUCAUAACAGACCAAAUUCAACAUAACCUUAUUUUAAAGGAAAAGGAUAAAUACAAGGAUAUUAAGCUCCAGCCUCUUAAAGGAGGCCGUGGGUGGUUUGGAUUCCGCUUCCUUAACCAAAUCAAAUGGGCAGCGGCGAAAUUUAACUUUCAGUACCUACUUAGAAUUGAUGAUGACUACUUCUUGUGCCCAAAAAGGCUUCUUUCUGAGCUUCCAUUGAGACCAAAACAAAAUCUAGUUUGGGGAUUUUUCCACUGUCAAGCAAGAAACACAUGGGUGGAUGAUGCAUUUAUGAUAUUCUCCGAAGAUGUUAUUCAGAAGUUUUUGGCGCAGAACGAAAGCUCGAUGUUGUGUCAUCCACAAGCGGACCAACAAGUCAUGUUGUGGCUGAGCAGUAUUCUAAACAUAACAUACUUCCACGAUAC